AUUUGGAUGCUGUGUGGGCAAUUAGUUGCCUACAAGAGGAUACAAGUGCGCACUGAGAGGACACAAGUGCGCACAGAAAAUCAACUAUGAAGUGAUGUGGUUUCGAGUAAGGUACUGACUUCUAUUAGAGUGUGAUUGAAUAAAGACAAUUCUUUGAUCCACCGUUCCAUUUAGCUAACUUUCUGGUGUGCAUCUUUUUACCUAUUCAUUGCCUAUGUGGAAGUACGGUUUGUUGGUGCUUUUCGGCGCCCUGUUUGUGCGAGCGCAGUUUCCGAGGGAAUGUGUGACUCUGGAGGGACUUCGGAGUGGUCAGUGUUGUCCAUCACCGUUUGGGGUAGCGAAUGACGCCUGCGGGUCCGCCACAGGACGUGGACAGUGUAUUUCGAUAGCGGCAGACGCAAGUCCACACGGCCCCCAGUACCCCCACGAUGGACGGGAUGACCGUGAACGUUGGCCCAUCCGCUACUUCAACCGAACCUGCCAGUGCAACGGGAAUUUCACCGGUUAUGAUUGUGGCCGUUGUAUGCAUGGAUUGGCCGGGUUAAACUGUGACCAACCCGUCGCUGUCGUCCGGAGAAACGUGAUGCAGCUAAGUGCGGAUCAGAAGCGAGCUUUCGUGACCGCACUAGACCAGGCCAAGCGCACCGUGCAUCCGGACAUUGUGAUAGCUACGCGGCGAUACCAGGAUGUCUUCGGACCCGAUGGGAACACCCCGCAGUUUGAGAACAUCACCAUCUACAAUUACUUUGUGUGGACCCACUACUUUUCGGUCAGCAAGACCUUCUUGGGGGCCGGCCAGCCGAGCUUUGGCGGAGUAGACUUCUCUCACGAAGGUCCCGGUUUUGUGACCUGGCACAGGUUUCACCUGCUCCAACUUGAGCGCGACAUGCAGGAUAUGCUGCAAGACCCUUCCUUUGCCCUGCCCUACUGGAACUUUGCCAUUGGUGGAAGCACCUGUGACAUCUGCACAGAUGACCUAUUGGGAGCGAGGAGCAACCUCAAUAUGAAUUCCAUCAGCACCAACUCCAUCUUCUCCAACUGGAGGGUGAUCUGUGAGAGUGUGGAGGACUAUGACACACUGGGAACCAUCUGCAACAACACUGAGACCACCCCCAUCAGGAGGAACCCAGCAGGUAACGUGGCCCGCCCCAUGGUGCAGCGUCUCCCUGAGCCCCAGGAUGUUGCAGACUGCCUGCAGGUGAACACCUUUGACACCCCUCCCUACUACUCCACCUCCUCAGAGAGCUUCAGGAACACCAUCGAGGGCUAUAGCGCCCCCCAGGGAAACUACGACCCUGUGGUACGGAGCCUUCACAACCUGGCCCACCUGUUUCUGAAUGGAACAGGCGGACAGACCCACCUCUCGCCUAACGACCCCAUCUUCGUGCUGCUCCACACUUUCACCGAUGCCAUCUUUGACGAGUGGCUCAGGAGGCACGCCCCAGCAGAUUCUGCAGUCUAUCCUUCAGAGAAUGCCCCCAUUGGUCACAACAGGGGGUACAACAUGGUUCCCUUCUGGCCUCCAGUGACCAAUGCUGAGAUGUUUCGUACAGCCCCUGAGAACCUUGGCUACUCCUACGAGGCUGAAUGGCCAGCUGCUCCUUUCACUUUGACUGAGAUCAUCACCAUUGCCAUGGUGGCGGCCCUGGUCAUCGUGGCUGUAAUCUUUGCUGCCACCACAUGUGUUGUGCGCGCCCGCUCCUACAGCAAACUGGAGGGCCGCCAGCCCCUGCUGGGUGAACAAUACCAACGCUAUGACGACAACAAAAGCCAAUCCGUGGUCUGAGCUGAAUGUGAAACUACAGGGUCAUGUUCAUUAGGGCACAACAGAAAAUGUGUAGUCGUUCGCUGUUUUUGUCCGUUUUCUUUUGUUUACUGACUAAUGAACAUGAUCCAGGCUUAGCUGAGUGUCACAUAUUUCCAUACUUUUGUAUUGUUAGCAGUUAUGUAAUUAGAUUACAAAUUCAUGUUUUAUCAUUUGAAAUUGAGUUUCGAAUGCCGUAUAAUAUGCGUCAAACUGUAUUCCGGGAGUGGACAAAUGUUGGCAAUGCAGGGUGGCAGUGUGAGUAGAAUUAGGUGCGUUAAUGCUGGUCGGGAACAAAAACCUGCACACAGCGGCCCGUCCUCUCAUGGCCAAGUUUGACCACAACUGCUGUAGUCCAUAAAAUGGAAUCUAAUUGACUGUAUCACUCAUAAUAUGGAAUCUAAUUGACCCUGUCACUCAUUCUACUAUUAGUUACAUUACAGAGUGCUUUGACCUGUAUAACUGUAGAUUCUGAGUAUAACAAUGAUUUUAUGUAAAUGUGUACACAUAUUUCAUUUUAUUUUAAUCGUUUUGGUUCAAAAUGGAACAUUUUUAAUUCCAUUGAAAAUAUGAGUUGAUUAAAGAAAAUAAAAGAUUAAGAAUU
This is a messenger RNA of Salmo salar (Atlantic salmon), 2408 nucleotides long. RefSeq names its product tyrosinase-related protein 1 (gene tyrp-1). NCBI's taxonomy places the organism in Eukaryota, Metazoa, Chordata, Actinopteri, Salmoniformes, Salmonidae. Gene Ontology annotation, biological process: melanosome organization; melanocyte differentiation. Gene Ontology annotation, cellular component: melanosome. Gene Ontology annotation, molecular function: oxidoreductase activity. The record is from RefSeq and is a predicted model, not a curated record.